Molecule: messenger RNA, 3404 nt
Organism: Thlaspi arvense
Lineage: Eukaryota; Viridiplantae; Streptophyta; Magnoliopsida; Brassicales; Brassicaceae
Source: the annotation of a GenBank genome assembly
AAUCCAAAACACGUUUCUACUUUCUUGUGUCACUUGCCUGCCUCAUUCGCUGCCAUUCACCUGUGAUAUUCCUUGUGCCAAUCGUGAAAAUGUCGGCGACCCAUCAGUUAGUUUCUUCGAUGAUCUCUUCUUCAUCAUCCACUUUCUUAGCCCCUUCAAAUUUUAAUCUCAGAUCUCGCAAUGCUUGUUUACCAAUGGCAAAACGGGUCAAUACUUGCAAAUGCGUUGCAACCCCGCAAGAAAAGAUCGAAUACAAGACAAAGGUGUCGCGUAAUUCAAACAUGUCAAAACUUCAGGCUGGAUACCUUUUCCCUGAGAUUGCAAGAAGAAGGUCUGCACACUUGCUGAAAUACCCAGAUGCACAAAUCAUUAGUCUUGGAAUUGGCGACACAACUGAGCCAAUUCCAGAAGUGAUCACUUCUGCAAUGGCAAAGAAAGCUCAUGAGUUGUCCACAGUAGAGGGAUAUAGUGGUUAUGGUGCUGAACAAGGUGCAAAGCCACUGAGAGCUGCUCUUGCGAAUACAUUCUACAGUGGCCUUGGCAUAGGGGAAGAUGACAUUUUUGUUUCCGAUGGUGCCAAGUGUGAUAUCUCACGUCUCCAGGUUAUGUUUGGUUCCAAUGUUACGAUUGCUGUUCAAGAUCCUUCAUAUCCGGCGUAUGUCGACUCCAGUGUUAUUAUGGGUCAGACCGGACAAUUUAACACUGAUGUGCAAAAGUAUGGGAACAUCGAGUACAUGAAAUGCACUCCAGAGAACGGCUUCUUCCCGGACUUAUCCAAAGUUGGCAGGACAGACAUCAUUUUCUUCUGUUCCCCUAAUAACCCUACUGGUGCUGCUGCCACAAGGGAGCAACUGAAGCAGUUGGUUGAUUUUGCAAAGAAGAACGGAUCAAUCAUAGUGUAUGAUUCCGCAUAUGCAAUGUACAUGUCUGAUGAUAACCCACGCUCAAUAUUUGAGAUCCCUGGAGCAGAGGAGGUCGCUAUGGAGACAGCUUCUUUCAGCAAGUAUGCUGGUUUCACUGGUGUUAGACUUGGCUGGACCGUCAUCCCGAAACAGCUGCUCUAUUCAGACGGCUUCCCUGUUGCAAAAGACUUCAAUCGAAUUGUCUGCACUGGCUUCAAUGGUGCCUCCAAUAUCUCUCAAGCUGGUGCCCUUGCUUGCCUUACACCGGAAGGACUUGAGGCAAUGCACAAGGUGAUUGGGUUCUACAAAGAAAACACAAACAUAAUCAUCGACACAUUCACAUCUCUUGGUUAUGAUGUAUAUGGAGGAAAGAAUGCACCAUAUGUGUGGGUUCACUUCCCGAACCAAAGCUCAUGGGAUGUGUUUGCUGAGAUUCUGGAGAAGACUCAUGUGGUCACAACUCCUGGGAGUGGGUUUGGACCAGGAGGCGAAGGGUUUGUUCGUAGAGAACAUCUUAGAGGCAUGUCGCAGAUUCAAGCAGCUUUACAAAUGAAGAGCCUUAUGGAGCUUCGGCCUCUGGGGAAUACAGGGCUCAAGGUUAGCGCCGUUGGUUUUGGCGCAUCUCCGCUCGGAAGUCACUACGGUCCAGUCGCCGAAGCUGAUGCCGUCGCCGCCGUGCGCGAGGCUUUCCGAUUCGGCAUUAACUUCUUCGACACCUCCCCGUAUUAUGGAGGAACUCUUUCGGAGAAAGUGCUUGGUAAGGCACUCAAGGCUCUUCAAGUCCCUAGAAGCGACUACAUCGUGGCCACCAAGUGUGGACGAUAUGAAGAAGGUUUUGAUUUCAGUGCUGAGAGAGUAAGAAAGAGCAUCGAUGAGAGCUUGGAGAGGCUUCAGCUAGAUUAUGUUGACAUUCUUCAUUGCCAUGACAUUGAGUUUGAGUCUCUUGACAAGAUCGUGAGUGAAACAAUUCCUGCUCUCCAGAGAUUGAAACAGGAAGCGAAGACGCGGUUUAUUGGUAUCACUGGUCUUCCAUUACAUAUUUACAGUUAUGUUCUUGAUCGAGUGCCUCCAGGGACAAUCGAUGUGAUAUUAUCAUACUGCCAUUACGGCAUAAAUGAUUCAACUUUGCUGGAUAUACUACCUUACUUGAAGAGCAAAGGCGUGGGUGUGAUAAGUGCUUCUCCCUUGGCAAUGAGUCUCUUCACGGAACAAGGUCCUCCUGAAUGGCACCCUGCCUCCCCUGAGCUCAAGUCGGUGUGCAAAGCUGCAGUUGCUCAUUGUAAGUCAAAGGGUACGAAGAUCACAAAGUUAGCACUGCAAUACAGCUUAGCAAACAAGGAAAUCUCAUCGGUGUUGGUUGGGAUGGGUUCUGUCUCAGAGGUAGAAGAAAAUGUUGCAGCAUUUACAGAGCUUAAAGGUUUGGGGAUGGAUCAGGAAACUCUCUCUGAGGUUGAAGCUAUUCUCGAGCCUGCAAAGAUGGAGCUUCGGCCUUUGGGAAACACUGGGCUCAAGGUGAGUACCGUCGGUUUUGGCGCUUCUCCGCUCGGAAGUGUCUUCGGUCCAGUCGCCGAAGAUGAUGCCGUCGCCACCGUGCGCGAGGCUUUCCGACUCGGCAUUAACUUUUUCGACACCUCCCCGUAUUAUGGAGGAACACUUUCGGAGAAAAUGCUUGGCAAGGCACUCAAGGCUCUUCAAGUCCCGAGAAGCGACUACAUCGUGGCGACCAAGUGUGGGCGGUAUGAAGAAGGUUUUGAUUUCAGUGCUGAGAGAGUAACAAAGAGCAUCGAGGAGAGCUUGGAGAGGCUUCAGCUAGAUUAUGUUGACAUUCUUCAUUGCCAUGACAUUGAGUUCGGGUCUCUUGAUCAGAUUGUGAGUGAAACGAUUCCUGCCCUCCAGAAAUUGAAACAGGAAGGGAAGACGCGGUUUAUUGGCAUCACUGGUCUUCCAUUACAUAUUUUCACUUAUGUUCUUGAUCGAGUGCCUCCAGGGACAGUCGAUGUGGUCUUGUCGUACUGCCAUUACGGCAUAAAUGAUUCAACUUUACUCGAUUUGCUACCUUACUUGAAGAGCAAAGGCGUGGGUGUCAUAAGUGCGUCUCCCUUGGCAAUGGGUCUCCUUACAGAACAAGGUCCUCCUGAAUGGCAUCCUGCUUCCCCUGAGCUCAAGUCUGCAUGCAAAGCAGCAGUUACUCAUUGUAAAUCAAAGGGUAAGAAGAUCACGAAGUUAGCAAUGCAGUACAGCUUAGCAAACGAGGAGAUUUCAUCGGUGUUGGUUGGAAUGAGCUCUGUUUCACAGGUAGAAGAAAAUGUUGCAGCAGUUGCAGAGCUUCAAGGUUUGGGGAUGGAUCAAGAAACUCUGUCUGAAGUUGAAGCUAUUCUCGAGCCUGUAAAGAAUCAGACAUGGCCAAGCGGAAUCGACCAGAAAAAUGAACAAUCUCCAUCACGAGCAACUAAGUUCAACAGCUCGUUGGAACCUUCCGUCGUACGUAGCAGGAUCACCAAA